AGUAACUUCCGACAUCCCUUUCAGACACAACAAAAAAAUUCUUGAAGCAAAUUUCAUUUUCCAAUCAAAGCGUCGACUACGAAACAAAAGCGCGCGCACAACGAGUGAAACAAACAAGCUAGAGAAAUUUUACAAAAGUUAAAACAUAUAUUCGACUGAUUUGAGCAGUUGCAAGCCGAAACAAAGAUGGAUGACUCACGCGAAGAAAGCCAGUUCAUUGUGGAUGAUGUGAGCAAGACGAUUAAGGAGGCCAUCGAGACGACCAUCGGGGGCAAUGCGUACCAGCACGACAAGGUGAACAACUGGACCGGCCAGGUGGUGGAGAACUGCCUGACGGUGCUCACCAAGGAGCAGAAGCCCUACAAGUACAUUGUCACGGCCAUGAUUAUGCAGAAGAACGGAGCCGGACUGCACACAGCCAGCUCCUGCUACUGGAACAACGACACAGACGGCAGCUGCACCGUGCGCUGGGAGAACAAGACCAUGUACUGCAUUGUGUCCGUCUUCGGCCUGGCCGUUUAGACGCGAUUCGCGGAUGCGAAUGAGAAUGCCAACCAAGAAGCAACAUAGAAGCAACACACACACCACACACAAACAACUAACUAAUAAGGGGGAGGGAUUAACAAGAUUGCCGCCGUAAAUAAUAUUUCCAGAACAGACAGAAACACACGAACGCAGCCAGGACCAGGACUCGGCCUCGGCAAUGAAUAAUUCAAGUGGAGAGUUACGUACUACACUCGAAACACGCAGGACACACUAAUCAGCAUUAUGUUUACUCGAUUUGGGCGCACGCCAUCCUGAACGUGUUGGAGGUGUACGCGCCUCGAGAUGUUCUUCAAUUUAAAAUUUAAAUCAAUAAAUAAUGUAAUGUAAAAAUAAA
Drosophila subobscura is the source of this 880-nucleotide messenger RNA. It is a transcript of the gene Dlc90F, whose product is annotated as dynein light chain Tctex-type. The transcript has a single exon. Gene Ontology annotation, cellular component: cytoplasmic dynein complex; cytoplasm. The record is from RefSeq and is a predicted model, not a curated record. Gene Ontology annotation, molecular function: dynein intermediate chain binding. NCBI's taxonomy places the organism in Eukaryota, Metazoa, Arthropoda, Insecta, Diptera, Drosophilidae. Gene Ontology annotation, biological process: microtubule-based movement. The coding region runs from base 187 to 522 and encodes 111 amino acids.